Messenger RNA from Aspergillus alliaceus, 1614 nucleotides. RefSeq names its product bifunctional chorismate synthase/riboflavin reductase [NAD(P)H] ARO2. The record is from RefSeq and is a predicted model, not a curated record. The coding region runs from base 188 to 1435 and encodes 415 amino acids. The transcript is spliced from 3 exons. Gene Ontology annotation, cellular component: cytosol. Gene Ontology annotation, biological process: aromatic amino acid biosynthetic process; chorismate biosynthetic process. Lineage: Eukaryota; Fungi; Ascomycota; Eurotiomycetes; Eurotiales; Aspergillaceae. Gene Ontology annotation, molecular function: chorismate synthase activity; FMN binding.
CUUGAUUUUACUGAAGAUUCUCGUGGAGCGAAAUAAGAUAGACUUUCAUUCAUCUCCCUCAUUUUCUUCUUUUUUUUCUCGAGUAUUUACGUGGAUCUCGUCCGGUGCUGUGAAAGAAACACCCCUCCUCUCGAGCUCCGACUACCCCGCCAACCCUUUCUUGAUCUAAACGAGACAAUCAAGCAUCAUGUCGACCUGGGGUGAACACUUCAGGGUCACUACCUAUGGUGAAUCUCACUGCCGGUCCGUCGGCUGCAUAGUCGAUGGCUGCCCCCCAGGGAUGGAGCUUACCGAAGACGAUAUCCAACCUCAAAUGACCCGGCGACGCCCUGGCCAGAGCGCUUUGACGACUCCUAGAAAUGAGAAGGACCGCGUGGAAAUCCAGUCAGGAACGGAAUUCGGUGUCACUCUCGGUACCCCGAUUGGCAUGAUGGUCCGCAACGAGGAUCAGAGACCCAAGGACUACGGUGGCAGCACAAUGGACUUGUACCCUCGCCCCAGCCAUGCCGAUUUCACCUACCUUGAGAAAUAUGGCGUCAAGGCCAGCAGUGGUGGCGGCCGUAGCAGUGCCCGUGAAACAAUUGGCCGUGUCGCCGCUGGAGCUAUCGCCGAGAAGUACCUGCGUCUCUCCCACGGCGUUGAGAUCGUCUCCUUCGUCUCAUCCGUCGGCAACGAGCACCUCUUCCCUCCCACCGCCGAGCACCCCACAGCUGCCACCAACCCCGAAUUCCUGAACCUCAUCGAGAAGAUUGACCGUGAAACUGUCGACUCCUUCGUACCCACUCGCUGCCCCAACGAAGAGGCCGCAGCCCGUAUGACCAAGGUCAUCGAGAAAUUCCGCGACAACCAGGAUAGCAUCGGCGGCACGGUCACCUGCGUGAUCCGCAACGUGCCCGUAGGACUAGGUGAGCCUUGCUUCGACAAGCUCGAAGCUAAGCUAGCGCACGCCAUGCUCAGCAUUCCCGCAACGAAGGGGUUCGAAAUCGGCUCGGGCUUCGGUGGCUGCGAAGUUCCCGGCUCCAUCCAUAACGAUCCCUUCGUAGUCUCGGACAUUGAGACCCGCACCGGCACUGAAACCGCCACCAAGCAUGGUCUGACCCCCAAGACCAACAACUCCGGCGGUAUCCAGGGCGGUAUCUCCAACGGUGCAUCAAUCUACUUCCGCGUCGCAUUCAAGCCCCCAGCAACCAUUGGUCAGGCUCAAACGACCGCCUCCUACGGUCUCGAAGAGGGCGUCCUCGAAGCCAAGGGCCGUCACGACCCCUGUGUCGUGCCCCGUGCCGUCCCCAUCGUUGAAACCAUGUCCGCCCUUGUCAUCAUGGAUGCCCUCAUGGCCCAGUAUGCUCGUGAGAGCGCGAAGAGCUUGCUCCCCCCUCUGGCUAAGACCAUCCCAACUCAACCUACCCUUAAGGCAGCGGCCGCAGGCUCUGCAUGAUUUGGGUUGAGUUCUUGUAUCCUCUUUCUUCUCAGCUUGAAUUGCUUCUGUUUAAAACGAGGUAAAGUAAAAUGCGUGGUAUGGUUAUGUUCAUGAAGUGAAGUUUCUGUUCCUCCCUUGUUUCUUUUACGGUUCAUAAAGAAAGGCCGAUUUAGUUUUAUAGCCUCAUAGACUUGAAU